CUUGCGAUUGACCUCAAGCCUCUCAUGAACUUUUAGCAAUGUCCCAUACUCUCAAAUAAUAACGAUCUUAUUUUGAUAUCCGACCCACAACAAUAAUGUCAUCCACCCCCUCUACGCCGCGAACGACGCGCACCGCGUCUCGCGCCAAUUCACCAGAGAUGCUCACGCCUGGACGAAAAAUCAAGGCCAUGCUAGCGGCCUUCGACAGUGACUCAGAUGUCGACAAUGAAGUCACGACAUCCAAACCAGACCGAUCCACUACCACACUCAGCAACGCGCUGAAAAACAGCACUAUUUCUACUCGCCCUACAACCACACUCGAGUCAGACGGGGAUGAUGACGAGGACGACAUUGUCAUGCCCAAAGGCCGCAUGGCUGCUCGCCUGCAGGCUCAGGCUCAGAAUCAGAAUUCUAGCGCGUCGACUCCCGGGCAGACGGCUUUCGAACGGGUCUCAAAGACACUUCGAACGGAGAAGCAAGACGCGGACCGUGACGCGGUGAUGGAUGAUGCUGACGAUUCUAAUGAUGAUCUUCCUGCGGCUGGUCCGGGGAGGAGAGGCAGAAAAGCUGUCGCGAGUAUGAAUCCGAGAAUUGAACAAAAUGAGUCGGAUCGGUCGCCUUCUCCGGCGAGGUCUGACUCUCCCUUGUUCGUGUCGUCUCCGAUGAGAGAGCGGGAUGAUGCUGAAAGCCAGGCAGGAUCGGGAGAUGAUAUCGCACAGCCGAAGGCUAAUUCUCGGUUCCUGGCGCUUGUUGCCCAGAAACGCAAGGAGCGUGAGGAGAAGGAGAAAGCCGAGGCUGAGAAAAGAGCAGCAAGAGCGAAGCAACAUGAACAGUUCAGCUCACAAAUUCAUUCUGGUAGUGAGAGUGAGGGUGAGAAUGGCUCUGGACGAAAAUUGACGCAACAAGCGCGUCCAGCUAGAAAAGCCAGCAAGAAGGCCCUUGAGGAGAUGAAUCGUGAGACGCAGCGGAUGAGCCGGAAUAUGCAGCUAGCGCAUCAGGCACAGACGAAGAAGAAGAUCACGAAAGAAAGCUUUUUCGCUCGGUUCAAAUCCAAACAAUCAGUGGAGCAGACUGUGCCUGGUCCGUCAGGAGAAAACUCAUCCACUACGGCCGGCUCUUUGAACUCAUCUGAUGUCGAGGCGCAAAAGGACAAAGAGACACCGCGUACGUCACCUGUUCUGGGUCCAGCUGGUAAGGCAUCUGGUCAAGACAUCAGCAAGGAAACUGAGAUUGCGGAGAUUGAGGAGUUCCCUACCUUGGAGGAGAUCCUUGCGAACCCGCGCCCGCAGCCUGAGCAACCUGUCGUUGUGAGGAUGGAAAUUGAUGAGGCCACCACGCAGCCUGAAAAGGUAUCAUCCAAGAAGACCAGGAGAGAAUUAACUGUUCCGCCCGUUCGCGUUCGUCUCACGCGGGAAGAGGUCGCCCGGCAACAGAAGGACGACUCGGAUAGUGAGCUGGAGAUCGUCACAUCUCCUGCCAAGGCCAGACGCAUUGCAGCGUUUGAAAACGUCCCAGCCAGGAAGGUUCAGGAAUCAGCUUCCUUGAUCAAGCUGAAAGCCCUUGCGCACCUUACAUCCCCCACAAGGAAAUCCACCAUGAACCCCGCUCAGUUGUCAGCUACUGUACUAUUCAAGGCGAGGCAGCAAGCUGCAAAGGAAAGACAGGAUAGGAUCCAGGAACUCAGGGCCAAGGGUGUUCAUAUCGAAACCGCCGAAGAGCGCGCUGCUAUGGAGGACGAACUGGAAAAUCUGGUGGAGAAGGCACGGAAAGAGGCUGAGGAUAUCGCAAAGAUGGAAAGAAAAGCAUUCAAAGGCAACGACGAAGACGAUGAUAAUGAUUGGGACUAUUCUGGCUCAGAAGAAGAGGCCGAUGAAGAAAACGAGAAUGAGGACGAGGAAGAGAAUGCAGAAUCCAAGCCUGCCGCAGAACAGGGGCUUAUCGACUCUGAAGCUGGUGAGAGCGAUGAGUCAGAAGACGAUCAGACGGAAGUUAUGUCGGUCGAUGAGGAUGUGCCAACGCAACGACGAAAGCGACCUACCAGGACAGUUAUUGACGAUGACGACGACGAUGACGAUGAGACAGAGCCAAAAACCCCUGCGAAAUCCGUUGUGACUCCCACAACACGUUCUGUUGAACGGCCGCAUCUCCCCACCCAGAGCUCAAGCAACCUGAUGAGCUUGACGCAGGCCUUCGCAGGCACAAUAGCUGGCAGCCAUCAAGAUAACGAAGGAGGCAGCUCUACAAUCCCUCAUUCUCUCCCUGAACCGGGCCUCGACCGUCAAGAAUCCGACUCGCAGAUGAUCAUCAAAGACAGCCAGGAGUCAAGGACAGAGUCUGCCGAUUUGCUAGCAGGAUAUGCCCAAUCUGAUGCACGAAUUUCCGAGUCCCCUGCUCCGCGCUCUACCCAGCCUUCACAAGUCCCAGAUCCCACCCAAGAUGCCGGCUUCGUGUUCUCGCCCUUUGAUCCUUCCAAGCGGUUCCUCGGCACCCCUCAGUCUACCAUUGAGACGGUUGUUGUCAACCGAGACGACCACGAUAGCUCCCCCGCCCCCUCUCGGAGGAUGAAGCAGCUCAAGCGCGGACGAAUUGCCGACCUCUCCAUGAUCGAAGAGCAAGAGGAAGGCGAAGGAGAGGGGAGAGGGGACUUUGAGAUCGACGCCAGCGUCUUCAAUAUUAUGAAGAAGGUAUCGAAGAAGCCUGCUGUGCCCUUUGACCGCAACAAGAGCAAGGCCAAGGAUAUCGUCGAAGAAGCCGCCGAGGAGUCAGACGACGAAUACGCCGGGUUGGGAGGCGCCAGCGACGAGGACGAAGAUGCGGAAAACGCCUACGACAGACAAAUGAUCAACGACAAUAGCGGUGAAACAGUUGAUGAGAAGCAGCUGGCUGCUCUGAACGCCCUCCACCAACGCAACGCGGAUGAAAAACAAGUCGCCAAACUGCUGAAAGACAUCACAACCGGUGCCCUCCGUCGCCGACGCAACGCAGACGACGAAUUCGACCUCGAUGACUCGGACGAUGAACUCCUCGCCCGCCGUCGCGAGAAACAACGCGAGUUCGCCCGCAUGCGCAAAGCCCUCCUGGCCGACGAGAAGAUCGGAGAAAUCGCCGAAAACCCCAAGAAGGCCGCCUUCUUCCGCGCCGUCGAAGACCGUGACGAUGACGAUGAUGACAUUGGUUUUGAGUUCCUCGACGAUGAGCAGCAGCAGCAAGACUCGACACAAACCGACGACCAACCCUCCCAAGACACUGCCGCACCUCAACCUCGCCCCAACACAACCACCACCGCCAUCAACACAAGAAAACGCCCUCUGGAGCCCACCUCCGAGGAAACCUACAACCGCCCACCCCCUCACCUCCGGCGCAAACCCGCCAGCGCCAUGUCCAAGAAACCCGCCACGCUCGCCGAAAUCCGCGAGACACUCUCCUUCCUCACCGAAACCCACGACUACGAUUCCUUCCACGAGGACGCCUCCAUGGAGGACGCCCCCGACCACGACGAAGACGAAGACGAAGACAGCCGAACCCCAGAAUUCGAACAAGACCCCGACCAACAAGAACAAAUCCUCCCUCCAUCCCAACGCCUCCACCCCCGCCGCACCCGCGGCCCCGUCGUCGACCGUCUCGCCCUCCUCCGCCAAGCCUCUUCCAACUCCGCCACCUCCGCCUCCAACAGCACCGGAAACCGUCUAGCGUUCCACUCGGGCUCCGGCUCCGCGGACGGAACCGGCUUCACCCGUCCACCUUUACUCCGGAAGACCACUACCGGCUCUACCUCAUCUGCAACUAGCUCGACGAUAUCAUCUAGGGCUAAGUCCAGACAGUCGAGCACCACCUCGUCAGUGAGUACCGGGGGAGGAAGUGGAAGUGCAGGUGCAGGAGGGAAAAAGGGCGCGGUGAAUUACUAUACUGCGGCGCGGGAACAGGAACGGGAGAGACAGUUGCGGAUGAAGGAGAGAGGAAGCAAUGGAGGAAGGAUUUCUGCGUUGUUAGAUAAACAUGCUAAGAAUCGGUUGGGGGAGUUGGGUGGCAAGGGGCAAUGGGAGUAAGUUGGCUGGUUUAUCUCGGUCCUCAGUAGAGGGUUCCAUUUGGCGUUUAUUACUUUAUGACUGGUUUGCUUGGGUCACGGGGUAUGUGAAUCUGGAGGCGUCCUAUGGGUUUGUUUUGGGAAGCCUAUAGGGGAUAAGGCUGGGCGUUAGGGUUUGAUGUCUCGGCGUAGACUAAUCUGGUCUAAUCAUCUAUCCGUCAAUGAUGUAUAUUUCUGUUUGAG
Aspergillus sclerotioniger CBS 115572 is the source of this 4267-nucleotide messenger RNA. RefSeq lists its product as uncharacterized. NCBI's taxonomy places the organism in Eukaryota, Fungi, Ascomycota, Eurotiomycetes, Eurotiales, Aspergillaceae. The transcript is spliced from 2 exons. Gene Ontology annotation, molecular function: anaphase-promoting complex binding. Bases 96 to 4046 code for a protein of 1316 amino acids. The record is from RefSeq and is a predicted model, not a curated record. Gene Ontology annotation, biological process: mitotic DNA replication checkpoint signaling; mitotic G2 DNA damage checkpoint signaling; activation of protein kinase activity.